Messenger RNA from Peniophora sp. CBMAI 1063, 1698 nucleotides. The record is from the annotation of a GenBank genome assembly. Lineage: Eukaryota; Fungi; Basidiomycota; Agaricomycetes; Russulales; Peniophoraceae.
AUGUCCUCCGCUCCUCGAGCCAAAGGGGAAAGGCCACGAAAGCGUGGCUCGGCACUCUCCCCAUCUGAGGGCUGGGAGUCCGAAGAGCCCACAGACUCUCGCGCCAUCCUGCUCGCCCGCUACAGCGUGAACACGCUCGCUUGGCUCGUCGUCGUCGUCCUCGCCGCCUUUCUCGCUGUACACUGCGACCGGUACAUCGCCUUGCGCCGCCACGAAACCUCUCUGCCUGAAUAUAUAAUCUCAUCCAACGCGGACCUGAAACAUGCGCUGGGGAGAGUGUCGGAUACCUAUCACGUCAACGAGUUGAUCGAGGAGCUCAGUGGCUUCGAUGCCGCGACACCGGCGCCUAUCCACCUGAGCGAAGUUGACCUUCAGCCAACGGAUCCUAUCUGUCUGCGAGAAGGCUUUGGGGACGCCGACGCCGGAGACUGGGUCGCCGUCAACCCUAAUUUCGAGGGCGAGACGUCCGGCUCGCGGCGACGCUCAAGAGGCCAUCUUGCCUUUGCGCGCGAUGCACACGCCUACGUCGUGGACACGGGCUAUGACUCGGGUAUCCGAGCACAGCUACAUGUGAUCCCAGGCGCCAGCGAUAUGCUGCACUCUACGGUCGACGUCACGGCGCUUUACGACGACAGCGAGGAUCCCGACACGCGCGUACUCGACGCGUUUGAUGUGUGCACCUAUCGCGCGGACAGCAAACCCGAGGAUGGGACAUGGCCCCAGUACGACAACGGACCACUUCUCGCUGACGUCUUCAGAAUUCAGCGCCGUCCCUUGUUCCCCGGUGCCACCGACGCAGACAAGAAUCUCAAUGGCGGUCGCAGCUUGAGCAAUAUCAUAGCUGACGUGCACUUCAAUGUUACGCUCACAAUACCAUCCGGCAAAAACCGGUCCCUGCACGGGCUCAAAGUAGGACGGUACGACGUCAAGCUGCACAAGGAUGUCACAAUCCGCGAGUUGGACAUAUAUACACCCGGACGGGUGCACGCUCAGAAGGGCUUUGGGACUACAGGCUCGAGCAUACGGACAUACGGCCCACGAGGGAACGUAACGGGCCAUUUCGACGUCGCUUAUGGAGACCUUGAUGUGCGCACGGAUGGUGCAGGAGUGAAUGCGCGAUUCGAUGUAGCGAGGGGACAGCGGGAGGAUGGCAUGACGCGCUAUAUCAACUUUGAGGUCAACGAUGGUUCGCUCAAUGUGAAGCUCUGGCUCGACGACGAAGCGCUCGAUCCGUGCGCGCAUGUCCCAAAGAACGUCGAUCCACACUGCGUGCGCUACCGCCCUUUCGCAUUCGACAUCCACGCAACGUCUUCAAAUCACCCACAAGAAAUCAUGCUUCUCGACCACUCAUUGUACCCGUCGGGAGUCAAUAUCUACACCCGGUCCACAAAUGCACCAUCCAGACUCAAGCUGGAUCCGUCGUUUGAGGGCACCUAUCACUACCAUUCGGCCAAGAAUCAUUACGGAGGAGAGAUCAUGUACCGAAUACCUGAGGUCGAUCCGAGCGGGAAGGGGAGGAAGAGAGUACGAUUGGAAGGAUUGACUACUCAGUAUGGGUAUACCGGCGCCGUGGGUUGGGGCAGUGAGGAAGCUGCGAAGAAAGGCGCAAGUUUUGCGGAGGUGUAUGUUGACGCGGACCAGACAAAUAAGGCGCCAGAAGUAGACAGAAGGCCUAUAGAUGCCCGGAAGGCUGGUUGA